AUGGAUGAACCACCCACUGCCCGCUUCGUAUCAGAAGAGGAGUCGAAGCAGAGAAGUGAGGUGGGGGAGGCCAUUUCUAUUCCAAGCUCCACACUUGUGGAGUUCAACCCAAGAAGUGACACCAUAAGGGGUGAGCUUCUGCAUGUAGUUGUGGGAUGGCUGAUAGAGCAGGGGCUUACAUCAUCUGCCCAAAUUCUUCGUGAUGAGGCUGCAGCUCUUCUUCGUCAAGAGCACAAUGAAAGAAAGGCGCUUCGUGCCAUUUCCCGCGCCAUACAUGAGGGCAAUUGGGACACUGCCCAUGCGCAGCUGAAAAAGUUGGAGUCAAUCACAAAACCGGAUGGGUCAGCAAAUAGUGAGAUACCGUUAAGAAUUGUCUCAUUGCUUCAACUGAUGCCGUUUUUGUUGGCCCAACAACAAUUUUUGGAGUAUGUUGAUGAAGACGAUGGGCAAAGGGCUCAUGUAUUUUUCAUGAGGAGAAUCAAACCUCUAGAGGGAACCAUAAGUAAAGACCAUUUUCAACAGUUGAUUUAUCUCCUUACUUGUCGAAAUGUUUCAGAAGCAGGAGGGAUGUUUCCCAUUUGGCGUGGAUGGACUCCCACCAUAGGGCGCUCUCAGCUUCAGUCUCUCAUAACGAAAUUUAUCGGUUAUUGUGACAGCAGUCCAUAUUGCCGCCAAUACGAGGGCAAUUUUGAUGCUGGGCCCCAUAUUGCUUUCAAGGGUCUGGAACAGAUAUUGGCCAAUUCCCUCUCGUAUGAGCUUUUGAAAUCCCAACAUCCUUCCUUGUUGCGUGGGCUUGCAACACACUCCGUUCACUCUAUACUUCAGCCUCUGGGAGAACAACUUGUUCCAUCAAAUCUCAUUGCCUCAAUUGAUGUCAACGAGGUGCGUUGUGGAAAUGCUGCAGCUAGAGGAAAACAUGUGCGUCUGACGGCAUGCGAGCCAUUUCUUCAGGUGCAUGCUGUUGUUGUUGGUACACACAUGGGAUCCAUCUUGUGGGUUCCGUUAGAAAAAAAAAGAGGCGAAUCUCUAAGUGGUGCAUCUUGUGAUGCAUGCCUUAAAUUGUACCAAUAUAAUACGCCUGUACGGGGUAUGACAAGUCACGAACGUCAAAUACUCCUUUCAUGGAGUGCAUGUCAGGCAGUUGUUCUCAACUUGGGAAGUAUUAUGGGUAGUGCGUCCGAUUUAUUAGGCACAUCCGAGUGCUGGAUGGAUUGCGUUGCCAACACAUUUACUCACACAGCGGAGGUUUACUCGUCUUGUUUUUUUCCUUCUGGAUUUAUUCUUGCAACUGGAUUGUCGGAUGGAACGGUCGCUGUUUGGGAUAUGUUAACAGGGGCCAAAAUGUUUCAGCGUAGCUUUAGCACUUCGGCAAUUGAAUCACUUACCUCGAAUCGAUCUGGAAGCUGCUACUUUGCAGCUUCCAAGGAGGGACUUGUUCGCGUUGUUGACGUGACGACUGGGGUUCUUUUGUUUACCUUUGCCUCACCUGUUGCCAGUGAGAUAUCUUCUAUAGCGCUUUCUCCCUCAGCGUCCUUACUGCUUGUUUCAUACCGAAGUGGUAUACUUCGACUUUGGGAUGUGCUGACGGGAGAUAUUCUCCCCCAGCGAUUUGAGGGGGUGGAAAGCCAUACACGUAAGGGUGCCAGUGUUACUUUUGGAUGUGUUGACUCACACAUUAUCAGCGGGCAUAACGAUGGCUAUCUCUAUAUCUGGGAUAUAGGGACUGCACGGUCGCGAGAGUCCUCCAUUCUUUUGAGUUCGACGGCACCGAACGGAACAGCGGAGCCCUUCCAAAGGGAAAUGGCGGGGCUACACUCAUCGUCCAUCCCUGGACGGUAUUAUUGGCCUAUGGGAGAAGCCGUACCUCCACCAGUACGCACCAAACUGCACCGAUCUUCAAUCACCGAUGUAAAAUUUCAACAUCAUUAUGUGGUGACGUGCAGCGAUGAUGGAAUGGUUUGCAUCUGCAGCGGUCUUUUGAGCCAUUCAAGAUGA
Molecule: messenger RNA, 1995 nt
Organism: Trypanosoma cruzi
Lineage: Eukaryota; Euglenozoa; Kinetoplastea; Trypanosomatida; Trypanosomatidae
Exons: 1
Coding region: 1-1995 (664 amino acids)
Molecular function (GO): protein binding
Source: RefSeq, a predicted model, not a curated record